Zophobas morio is the source of this 1446-nucleotide messenger RNA. It is a transcript of the gene Gt, whose product is annotated as protein giant-like. NCBI's taxonomy places the organism in Eukaryota, Metazoa, Arthropoda, Insecta, Coleoptera, Tenebrionidae. Gene Ontology annotation, cellular component: nucleus. The coding region runs from base 679 to 1308 and encodes 209 amino acids. Gene Ontology annotation, biological process: regulation of transcription by RNA polymerase II. The transcript has 4 exons. Gene Ontology annotation, molecular function: DNA-binding transcription factor activity, RNA polymerase II-specific; RNA polymerase II cis-regulatory region sequence-specific DNA binding. The record is from RefSeq and is a predicted model, not a curated record.
GUUUGUUUCUUUGAAAUGAAUCUUGGUAUUUUCGAGGAAGGGUUGCCUUUAUCCAUUUGUAAUCCCUGAGCAUGGUUCCUGAAGUGAGUAAUGACCAUUUUUACCUGUCUUCUGACGCCUAGUCAGUUCUGUGCCUACCUUGAGUGAAAAUAAUAAUUUCUUUCAGUUGUGUUGUCCUUCUUGUAGGAAGGAAGGAAGAAAACUGUGGCUAUCUGGCAUCCUGCUGUGCAUAAUUGUAUAUCGUGAUAUCAAACAAUCCAGGAAAUUCGUACUAGUUCAGAUGCCAAAAUGACUCCAGUUUAGGUAUAUAGCGAACACUUGCCUGACACACUACAAAGAAUUCGCCAUAGGAUUAUCAUAAAAGUGUCAACUUAUGUUAAAUAAUAUUUAUUACCCGUCUGUGUAGGAAUAAACAUAUUUAUACAUAGAAGCGAAAUUAAAAUGAGCCAAGGAAAGCAGUGAAGCCGGAAGCAGACGUAAACAUCUCUUACAAAGCAGAUACCAGUGGGGGCGAACACAAAUUUGGAAAAGGGUCUCCCCAUUGGUCACUCGCAAGUCGCAGAAGAUUUCAUAAGUCCGUUGUUAUCACUUCUGCAUUUACUUCGUCGAUAGUUACCGAACAUUACAGUUCAAAUUGUGUAGUCAGUUCAACAGUUGGAUCUAAAUAAACAUACAAUUAUGGCAACUGAUUUAUCAUUGUCGUCUCCCGAUGUCCUGGAUCUGUGCACCCGCAAACGGCCCCGUUCUCCCGAUGACCAGGACGAAAAGAAGGCCCGCCGCCCCCCGGUCUACAAUGUGGCCACUUGUCAAUACAGCCCCGUCUCCAACAGCGACUCGGAAUCUUGCGAGAUGACAAGCAAUUCGGAGAUGAAAACGGUCAAUUUAAAAACGACAGCGUGCCGCCCCUUCAAAGCUUACACCAAGGACCCACUCAUGUUAGCGCAAGGAUUUGUUAGUCCGGAGACGCUGCUGCAGAAGGACUCGGCUCAGGCUUUCACCGAAUUCAGACAUAGUGUACUGUCACGACUGCCGCCGACAACUAACAAAGAAACUAAUCAAAAUAUGCGCCGGUUAUCCAAUACGCAAAAUAAAAACGCCGACCCAACGUACUUGGAAAAAAGACGAAAGAAUAACGAGGCCGCGAAAAAGUCUAGAGACGCACGAAGAGCUAAAGAAGAUGAAAUGGCGAUCAGGUGCGCGUUUCUGGAAGAGCAAAACCGACAUCUCAAAUACUUGACACAAAGCUUGAAACAAGAAGUGAAACGGUUACAGCAUGUCGUUUAUUUCCAGAAUCAUCGAAAUGUCUAGAAGAUUAAUUUUGAUAAUUACGUUAAAUGUGAUUUUUAUCUUGUCAGGGACUUAUUGGCCUUUGUAAAUACCGUACGACUUAAGUCUAAUUUAAUUUGUAUAAAAGCGUAUUUGUGAUCUAUGUUUAAAGUCUAUCGG